AUGCAAGCAACUUCGGCUCUUGCAAUCCUGUUUCCGGGAAAUGCCAUGGUCAAUUCUCUUUUGGCCACGUCGUACAUUUCCAUCAUUCCUAACUUACUCUUGUACUUUGUUCCUCCCAAUAUCAGUCCCUCUACUUUAAACGUCUUGGUGAAUUUUGCAGUUGGAAGUUUGUUGGGUGAUGUCUUUUUACAUUUAUUACCUCACGCCUUCAACAGCCAUGAUCACGGCCACGAUGAAAAGCACGAUGCACACCAUGGACACGAUGCACACCAUGGCGAUGAAUACAAGAGUGUCUUGAUUGGCACCGGUAUUUUUGGAGGUUUAUUUAUUUUCUACGCUGCCGAUAAAUUGAUGCGAGCUUAUUGCGGCAAAUCCGGCCACGACCACCAUGACCACGCUCACGAUCAUAAGAAACACGACGACGUUCCCGACAACAAAGAGAAAGAGGUAGCGGCCAGUACCUACCUGAACUUGUUGGCUGAUUUUACACAUAAUUUGACAGACGGGAUUGCCAUGGCUGCCUCGUUUUAUGCGUCACCCGCCAUUGGUGCGACCACCGCUGUCGCUGUCUUCUUCCACGAGAUUCCUCAUGAAGUCAGUGAUUAUGCCAUUUUAAUCAAGUCGGGCUUUUCUAAAAAAAGCGCCAUGAUGGCCCAAUUCACCACAGCCAUCGGGGCUUACAUUGGAACAUUGAUUGGCAUAUUUAUUGAGGAAAUGGCCCAUCAGCAUGAGGUUCAUCACCAUCACGGUUUGUUCGGUACAAGUAUGACUUGGGGUGAUCUCGUUAUUCCUGCUACCGCAGGUGGAUUCAUCUAUAUCGCCACCGUUGGUGUCAUUCCCGAAUUACUCGAAGCAAAAACAACAAGUAAAUUACAACCAUUAAAAGAAUUGGUUGCCAUGGUGAUUGGCAUGAUUUUAAUGGCUGGUAUUGCAUUCACUGAAUCUCAUCAUCAUUAA
Molecule: messenger RNA, 957 nt
Organism: Mucor mucedo
Lineage: Eukaryota; Fungi; Mucoromycota; Mucoromycetes; Mucorales; Mucoraceae
Product: Zinc/iron permease
Exons: 2
Coding region: 1-957 (318 amino acids)
Biological process (GO): intracellular zinc ion homeostasis; zinc ion transmembrane transport
Cellular component (GO): membrane
Molecular function (GO): zinc ion transmembrane transporter activity
Source: RefSeq, a predicted model, not a curated record